CUGCCUCGGUCGGGGGUUUACUUUCUCUUGCCUCGCAGAUCUCCCUCUUCCUCGUCACUACGAUCACUACUGUCAGCACAGCCCCAGAAAGCAUCAAAAAGCUUAGGCAGGAGUUUUCAUCACUGUGUGUUGCUCUCGCAAGCCUUGAGAAAGCAUUAAGCGUCGAUCACAUUGCCCGCCGGCCCGACUUUCCCAAAGAGGAUCUCUCGGAUGUUCUAAGCUGCAUGAUGGGUGACUUUAUCGUAUUACAAGGUGCCCUGGGCAAGCUCGUCCCCGGCCCCACUGACAGCAAGAUGAAGAUCCUAAGAAAGCGGUUGGCCUGGGCGUUCCUCCACCAUACUCAUUAUGGUAACAACUGCUUCCUUGAUGACGACGAGUGCGACGUCAAACAAUGUUUGCGCCCUGAGAACUCAGUUACUUGA
Morchella sextelata is the source of this 422-nucleotide messenger RNA. RefSeq lists its product as uncharacterized. The record is from RefSeq and is a predicted model, not a curated record. NCBI's taxonomy places the organism in Eukaryota, Fungi, Ascomycota, Pezizomycetes, Pezizales, Morchellaceae. The transcript is spliced from 3 exons. The annotation marks the transcript as partial.